Messenger RNA from Zygotorulaspora mrakii, 714 nucleotides. RefSeq names its product TATA-binding protein-associated factor TAF14 (gene TAF14). Gene Ontology annotation, biological process: regulation of transcription by RNA polymerase II; chromatin remodeling. The record is from RefSeq and is a predicted model, not a curated record. The coding region runs from base 1 to 714 and encodes 237 amino acids. Gene Ontology annotation, molecular function: histone binding. The transcript is spliced from 2 exons. Gene Ontology annotation, cellular component: Swr1 complex; NuA4 histone acetyltransferase complex. NCBI's taxonomy places the organism in Eukaryota, Fungi, Ascomycota, Saccharomycetes, Saccharomycetales, Saccharomycetaceae.
AUGGUUACUAGUGUUAAGAGAACAGUUCGUAUUAAGACGAGCCAGCAUGUGUUGCCUGAUCUUCCCCCGGUGGAAAAUUUCCCUAUGCGCCAAUGGCGGAUCGAAAUAUAUUUGUUAGACGAGGAGGGAAAGGAAAUACCAGCCACUAUCUUCGACAAAGUGGUAUAUCAUCUACAUCCCACAUUCGCGAAUCCCAAUAGAACCUUCACGGAGACACCGUUUGCAAUAGAAGAACAAGGCUGGGGUGGAUUUCCAUUGGAUAUUAGUGUUUUCUUGUUGGAGAAGGCCGGCGAAAGAAAGAUAACUCAUGAUCUGAACUUUCUGCAGAAGGAAUACGAAAUUGACCAUGUAAUUCAGAUACCCACCAACAAGCCUCUGUUGGCAACAGAGCUACUCAAGAGUGGAUCAGUAGACGAUGCUGGUGCAAAACGCAAAGCAUCUGCUACAAAUGGCGAACCGAAAGUAAAGAAAGCAAAGACGGCCAGUGCCUCCACCAUUAAAGGCAACGUUGACAUUGAAAAGCUAGCAUUUGGGUUGACUAAGUUGAAUGAAGAUGAUCUUGUUGGGGUUGUGCAAAUGGUCACAGAUAACAAAACUCCUGAAAUGAAUGUUACAAACAACGUUGAAGAAGGUGAAUUUAUAAUUGAUCUAUAUAGUUUGCCUGAUGGUUUACUGAAAAGUUUAUGGGAAUAUGUCAAAAAGAACACAGAAUGA